AUGCAGCAAAAAUCUUCGUUGCUUUUUCUUCUCGCCACUGCCGCCGCUGCAGACGCUCACUCAAUUGGCAUCCGAGCUUCCGAAUGCAAAGACGUCCACGUCUUCCUCGCAAAGGGAAACAAUGAGCCCUACCCAGGUCGACAAGGCAAAUUGGCCGAAGCCAUUUGCGAUGGAUACAAGAGCUGCGAUUACGAGGAUAUUCUCUUCAACAACCCCCUAGAAGCCCCCUUCUGCGACUCGGUUACCGAGGGUGUCGUCAACGGCAAGAAGCAGAUCACCGCCUACAACAAGAGAUGUCCAAAGUCCAAACUGGUCGUCAGCGGAUACUCUCAGGGCGGGCAGGUUGUAGGCGACAUUCUCGGUGGUGGAGGAGGUGUUUUCUUCGAGGAUUGUGUCGAGGACAAGAUUGCGGGCUUGAGCUCCAAGUCAGAACCUGGUAGCAGCAUCGUCGCAGCUAUGAUAUUCGGCGAUACUCGACACACAGCGGGACAACCGUACAAUGUCCUCACAGGCGCCGACAGUAACGGUCUCUUUCCCCGCCCCGCCGAUCAGCUUGCCAACUUGGCGAGCUACGGUGAUGUCUUGCAGGCGUAUUGCGUCAAGACAGAUCCUAUUUGCGCACAGGGCAAGGACGUAAAGACACAUCUCAACUACUUCGACGUUUUCACGGACGAAGUUGCCGAUUGGGUCAAGGAACGCGUCAAGAAGGCUGGUGGUGCUGCUGAGGGAACCGCUGAGUCUAGCUCAACAGCCGUGGCUAGCACCACCAAGGCCAAGGUUUCCACGACACAAGAGACAACGAUCACAACAACAAUGGCAUCCGAGACUGAGGCGACAACGAUGGUUGUUUCCAAGACCAUCGUGUCGGAAGCUGAGGAUACUGCUUCCACUGCCACAGGUCUACCCAGCGAAGUGGUGACGUCGUUGGUCGAAGCUGCAUCCUCAGCUGGCCAAGCGGCAGCAGCAGGGGCGUCGUCCACAUCAACGGACAACGCCGCCGCUCCAACAGGAGCUCCCGUCGUGGGAAUAAUGAUUGGCGUCGCCGCUCUUUUGGCGAUCUAG
Messenger RNA from Fusarium coffeatum, 1062 nucleotides. RefSeq lists its product as uncharacterized. The transcript has 2 exons. The record is from RefSeq and is a predicted model, not a curated record. Gene Ontology annotation, molecular function: hydrolase activity. The coding region runs from base 1 to 1062 and encodes 353 amino acids. Lineage: Eukaryota; Fungi; Ascomycota; Sordariomycetes; Hypocreales; Nectriaceae.